Molecule: messenger RNA, 1572 nt
Organism: Scomber japonicus (chub mackerel)
Lineage: Eukaryota; Metazoa; Chordata; Actinopteri; Scombriformes; Scombridae
Gene: nsdhl
Product: NAD(P) dependent steroid dehydrogenase-like
Exons: 7
Coding region: 52-1089 (345 amino acids)
Biological process (GO): steroid biosynthetic process
Molecular function (GO): 3-beta-hydroxy-Delta5-steroid dehydrogenase (NAD+) activity
Source: RefSeq, a predicted model, not a curated record
CAUUCCCGCCAAGUCCUGAUACCUAGCUCACCUGUUGGUCACUGACUCAUUAUGGCCACGCGCAUUCGACCGAGUAAUAAACGGUGUGCAGUCAUCGGAGGAUCCGGUUUCCUGGGCAGACACUUGGUAGAGAAGCUGCUGGAUCGAGGUUACUCUGUUUCUGUGUUUGACAUCCGUCAGAGCUACGAGCUGCCUGGAGUCAGCUUCCACCAGGGAGACCUCUGCGACAAACAGGCUCUUCUGCCAGCUCUUAAGGAUGUAUCCCUGGUCUUCCACUGUGCCUCCCCAGCCCCUGCCAGUGAUGACCGUGGGCUGUUUGAGAGGGUCAACAUUCAGGGCACACGCACUGUUAUUCAGGCCUGCAUUGAAACUGGAGUACAGAAACUGGUCCUGACGAGCAGUGCCAGUGUGGUGUUUGAGGGAACAGACAUUAAGAAUGGGAGAGAGGACUUACCAUAUGCCAAGAAGCCCAUUGAUUAUUACACAGAGACCAAAAUUCUGCAAGAGAAGUUGGUCCUGGAGGCAUGUGACAAGCAGAAGGGUUUACUCACGGUUGCCAUCCGUCCUCAUGGCAUUUUUGGACCUCGGGACCCACAGCUGGUCCCCAUCCUGGUGGAUACGGCUCGCAGGGGCAAGAUGAAGUUCAUCAUUGGUGACGGGACCAACCUGGUGGAUUUCACCUUUGUGGAAAAUGUAGUUCAUGGACACAUCCUGGCUGCUGAACGCUUGUCACCAGACUCUCCCAUAUGUGGAAAACCCUACCACAUCACCAAUGAUGAGCCAAUUCGGUUUUGGGACUUCAUGUCUGAGGUUUUGGUAGGCCUGGGAUAUGCUGCUCCACGCUACCACCUCCCCUACACCCUUGUCUAUGGACUAGCUCUGCUCCUCUGGCUGCUGGCCCUGAUUCUACGCCCUCUUGUGUCCUUCAAACCCACCUUCACUCCGAUGAGAGUAGCUCUGGCUGGAACACACCACUAUUACAGCUGUGACCGUGCUAAAGAGGACAUGGGUUAUAAACCAGUAGUCAGUCUGAAGGAGGGGAUAGCACGCACUGUGCAGAGCUACCCUCAUCUUAGACAAGGAGCUUGAUGCAUGGAGGUGAAGACUGUUGAGUCACUGAAGUCUGUGGGCGUUGGUACAGAUGCACUGAAUGGACAAGUCAAAACAGACAAUAUACCUUUAUUCAAACCUUAGUGUGCCUUUCAAUAUUAAUGUCCCAUUUUUACCAGCAGAGGGCAGCAGAUAGUCUUGUUGUCAGUCAACAGACACUGCAGUGAGAUCUUGCUUUAUGCCAACUUAAAUAUAUUUGCUCUUAUACUGUGAAAACCACAAAGACUGACAGGUUCUUGCUUCAUUCACAUGUGUUUCACUCCUGUGCAGUACACACUUUGAGAGGCUUCUAUUUUUGUCAAAAUGCUUCAAUACAAUCCAUUAAACAAUGAUUCUGCUGAAAUAACUGUGAUAAAAAUGAUUGUUUAAAGUCAUACAUUUACAUGAUAUGGCCAAAAGUAUGUGGACCAACCUGCCCAGCUAAUUCUACAACAUCAGUGGGCUUCCAAACUUGUGCCUCUU